Molecule: messenger RNA, 2346 nt
Organism: Temnothorax curvispinosus
Lineage: Eukaryota; Metazoa; Arthropoda; Insecta; Hymenoptera; Formicidae
Exons: 3
Coding region: 29-2029 (666 amino acids)
Source: RefSeq, a predicted model, not a curated record
CACAGCAUAGACCACGUUACUUAGUACAAUGCCCCGACAGAAAGCACUUUUACUUUCUACCUGCCUGUUGGCAUUCGUUGCCAGUUUAACUCUGGCACUUCCACCCGGAGCACCAUGGACAAACUUUGUAUCCAAACCUGUUUAUUCGCGAGCUCUCGGACCUCCAGGAGGAAUAGACACGAUAUCCGUACCCUAUAUGCCAAAAUCUCCGUUCAUGCCAAAGUUCGUCGACCCGAAGGCAUUUAUUUCUAAAAAAACAGAUAUGCUGAGUAAUUUGUUCGGCGGUUUAGGACCAGUUGCGUAUAACAUGGCAGAUACCAAGCCGAUCAUACCAUAUGGCGCAAGUGGACUGUCUCUAGAUAACACUGAUAGUGCAAAUGCAUUAUUUAAUAAACGAGACAUACUACAAGAUGGUAAAGGAAAAAUGAUCGACAGUAGCGGUAUGUAUAAACGCGGUAUGUUUGGUCCGUUUGCCCCAAAGUUUGGCCCAAUGGGUUCGAUGGGUCCGAUGAGUCCAAUGGGUCCAAAAUUCGGACCUAUCACGCCGUUUUCAUCGCCAGAAAUGCUGCCCGAUUUUAUGGAUAAAGCAUCUUUCUCCCGUAGAAGAAGAAGCAUAGAAACGCCUUCUUCUGCAGACAGCAUUAAUACUAUUCCAGGCUCAUCAUCUUAUCCAAAGAUAGUAGAAAGUAUGUCGGCAACCAAACCAGCCGCUGAUGUACCAAAGGAAUACUUGCCAGGAAUGUUCGGACCUUUCGGGCCAGGUGGACCUUUUGGACCAGGCGGGCCUUUUGCACCAAAUUUCGGACCAAGUAGUUCUUUCGGGCCAGUGGUGGACCCGAGCGCAAUCAUCUCGAAGAAAUCAGAAUUUCUGGAUACGCUCUUCAAAAAUCUUGCCACUAGCACUCCGGCAACGACAACCGAAGUACCUGCGCCGAAAAGCACUAUUGUACCACCCAGCUUCUGGAUACCAUCUUCCGUAAUUCCUGGCCCAACCGAGUAUACCCAGAAGGUGUCGGACUUUCUGGACAAAUUAUUCGACAGUAUAAAUGUAACUGCGUCAGAAGCAAGCGAUGGUUUGGACACAAAAAGCGAUUUUAUGAGGUCUUUAAAACCUGAUGACAUUUCACCGGACAAAAUCACAAGAUCCUUGGAUGAUGCGUCGUCCAUCGCAGCCGCUAAAGAUGCAAUCGUUGAUACAAUACUAUCGGAGCUUGGUGAUUUAAAAGGCGAUAUGUUGGCGACUUUGAAUGAUCUAAUCGCGUAUGAGAAGGCUUCGGCAGCUGCCGCCGCUCCGAAGAAGUCUUUUAAACCUUUCUCUAGCAUAUUUCCCUUUGCGAAACCGACAAUAGAUCCAACGCUUCCAUUUCAGCAGAGAAUGACUGUACUCAGUCAAGUAUUCGAUAUGCUGACGGAAUUGCAAAGGAACAUCAGCGUGGUCGCGAAAAGCGCAAUAGCAACUAAUGCUAGUAUUCCGAAUAAUCCGGAAUUGCCGAAGGUCCCAUUAGCUAACGCUGCAGUUGCCGCUUCACCGAUUAACAGCACUCUCUUGAACGCCAUUCUGAAGAAAAUAUCCGCUAUGGAAAUUGCAACUCAGGCUCCCUAUUCGGCUUCUUAUCCAGCUUCUUAUCCAGCAAGUCCCGUCAAAGAAAAUCCUAUAAUGAGCAGAGCUUUGCCCAAAGGACCAACAUCUUUCUGGGUGUCUUAUCCAGAGAAUUCGGCGCCCGCUGUAAAACGACAAGUGGACGAUGAUUUGCUACCAUACUACGGAUAUGAAAACGAUAAGGAUCAGCGUGAUCAUAGACAAUACACGAGAGGCGUACAAAUGCAGAUGCAUCAAGGCUAUCAGAGUCUACCUGCAGGUUCGGUGGAAUCUGUACAAGCAGGAGGUGGUUCUACACCUGGGCAUCAAGGAGGAGGAAUCAAGUUGCUGGGACCUAACGCUUACGGAAACUCGAACAAAUGGGCUGACUGGAUGCAGUAUCAUGAGAAUGAUUAUCAAGAUCGUAGGCAGCAUCAUAACCACCAUUAGGCCACUCAGCCAGCAGGAGUAUUUCUUUCACUCUAUAUUACAAUCACAAUUAGUCUUCAAUAAGAAAUCUUUUAAAAAUAUUAUAAAACGUGUAAGUGAACGUGUACGAUAUUAAUCGAUUUUUCCCAAUAAAAUAUAUUUGGCGGAAGAAGAUAAAAAGGAAACGGCAAUGUUACAGAAUUAUUUAAAAUUAUCUGCGAUACAUAAUCGAGAUAUAUGUAGUACAAAGAAUGAAUCUAAAAUGCCGGAUUUAUUGUACCGUUCGUUUUUUCAUCAACCACAAUACACAGUACUUUUUCUAUGUAUAUGUACCGAAG